AUGUCCAAGCUCGUCUGGUGGCCCUUCAUCAUCGCUUAUGUUUCUUCAAUCGUGUUGGGGCAACCUUCGGUCGACGCGCCGUAUACCGUCACCAAAGGCGAGACCACGACAUUGGGCUGGUCAGGCGAAUCUGAGUCUUUAAAAAUUUCGUACGUAUCAUCUUUCUCCGACGUUAUCGCUGCUCACCAAUACCGAAUAGUAUUGUCGCCGGAGAUGAUCCAUCCGCUUCCCCUCUCGCCGUUGAAAUUGGGUCGACGAGCGAGCGAAUUCUCCAAUACCAGUGGCCACUCAACCCCAUCGAUAACGGCAAAUACCCAAGUUGCAGCAGCAGUACAUGAUGUCAAUGGAGAAGGGGCUCGAUCUGCGCUUGUCCCUGUUAUUGCCUGA
This is a messenger RNA of Desarmillaria tabescens, 387 nucleotides long. RefSeq lists its product as uncharacterized. The record is from RefSeq and is a predicted model, not a curated record. Bases 1 to 387 code for a protein of 128 amino acids. Lineage: Eukaryota; Fungi; Basidiomycota; Agaricomycetes; Agaricales; Physalacriaceae. The transcript has 5 exons.